GGAGUCCGGUUCUUCAAAGCCCUUGUAAACUUCCCUUACCACAACGUAAGGCCCGCCUCUCCCCUCAUUCGAUUGGACAAUGCGCCCGACGCGAAUGACGUCGGGCGCUUCUCCGCUCUCAGCGCUUCUUCAAAAGCGCGUGCUGCGGCUAGCGGCAAAAACCUAAUUUGUAGGGGGCGUGGUAAGGCUUUGGCAAUCAGAUGUCUAGUAGCAGUCAAUCUGCUUCACAGCCAAUCACGGGCCCCCUACUUGUUCGGGCCCCGGGGCUUUAGCCCCGCCUAGCCCUAUGGUUAAUGCGGCCCUGUUGAUGUCGUCGCUUAACAUUUUUCACAGCUAUCAGCUGUGAUUCUCGUUGACUUUGAGUAAAAUUAUGGAAAGUUUUUCAUAAGAUCCCCUGGGGUCAUUGUGUUAGCACGAGAGAAGCUAGAUGCUCCCGAGUGCCUCUCGCGUAAAUUAUUAGAUGUUGAUGGCUUACGUUUCUUUCACAGGUUUAUCAAUGCUAUUAAAGUAUUAUUUCAUUUUUGUUUGUUUGUUGAUCACGAAGUACAAAGUAGAUGAGAAAAACUAGGACUCUGUGUACUCAACGCGCCGCCCGCCAUUGUUUGUUUACAAUGUGUGGAAUGGUGCACUGUAAUUUGUGGAGCGGAUUUAUUGCAUUCUGUAGAAAAGGAGGAGUGGCGUUUAUUGCAUUUUGGGAAAAAAGGGAGAAAAGAUGACAGAAUAACACAGCGAUAUUGGAUUUUGCGUAAAAUUAAGAAUUUACUUUUAAAUACUGACCUGAUAUAAUACUGAUUUUUGCAGUAACUCUUAAAAAUGGCGUUUAUUGCGUUUUGGAACCAAACUCUUCAUUUAGAGAUAAAUUGUAUUACAGUAGCAAAAAUGUACACUUCAGUACACUUUUAAAGUGUUUCUUUCUGGACAUAUGAGCAUAAAAUUGAAUGCAUUGAAUGCAGUCCUUGGUUUGUCUGACAUAUGCUGGAAACAUAUAAUCUACACAGUACCGAUAUUAAAAAUGUACUUCAUCAUAAUGAUCUAAAAGGCUAAUAAAAAGAUCACUAUAUAUCCCAGUAGAAAGUCAAGUCACUGGGCCAACAGCAGUCAAACAACAUUUUAGACCUGAUCCUACUGUAGAUUAUGGAUUACUUUGUUAUUAUAGACAUAAAAAAGAAUUUUGAAAAAUCUUUUAAAUGUGCACUUUUAGGAUGUAGCCCUAUUUUCCAUCUGUACACUGUUUGUUUAAAGUGUACUAGUUUUAGAAAUUACUGCCCAGAAAUGUGACAAUUUAAAAUCUGUAAAUGAAAAGUAUCAGCCAAAUAUAACUUGUCAUAUGUUUAUUAUUAUGUCAUAUGUUUAGACACUAUAAUGUGACUGUUUGCGUACUCCACCCACCAUGUAUGUCAUUGGUUAGUUUUAUAUGACAUGUUUGUGAUGUUAUUUAUAUAUCUGGGAAUUCAAGACUUAGAUGCACUCUAAAUGGAGUCCUCCUCACUGGCUGUGUCCAUGGUUGGAAUUAAAAGAUUUGGCAAUGGCCAAUAAGAUGCCAGUGAAUGAACUGGUACCACUUGGUCUUUUGCUCCUACCUUACUUGUCAGUAGUUGCCUGCACCUUAUUAGACAAUGAUUGCCGGAGAUUGGGUGAUUUUAACUCUCCGGUGCUGGAACGGGAUGGUGAUAUUAUAAUAGGAGGGCUGUUUCCAAUGCACAACAUAGCUUCAGAAACUGAGUCCACUUACACUGAGCUGCCGCAGCAUGAAGAGUGCAGCGGGUUUGAUUUUCGUGCCUUCCGGUGGGCUCAAACAAUGGUGUUCGCCAUUGAAGAAAUCAACAGUAACUCUGCUUUGUUACCAGGAGUGACGCUAGGUUAUCGGAUCUUGGAUAGCUGUGAUUAUAUCCACACCAGCCUGCACAGUACACUGGCCCUGGUGAACGGCACCUCUAGUCAAACACAUUCUGCUGGCAGUGCUGGUGCUAAAUGUCUCUCCACUGCCCCGGUAUCAGCUGUCAUCGGUCUGGCAUCAUCUUCACCUACACGAGCUGUGGCUCAUACUUUGGGUCCAUUCGGAAUUCCACUGAUAAGCUACUUUGCCACUUGCACCUGCCUUACAGAUAAGACAGAGUACCCAUCUUUUCUUCGCACUGUACCCAGCGAUGUAUUUCAAGUGCAAGGCCUGGUUCAGAUGGUUUCCCACUUUGGCUGGCGCUGGGUGGGUACGGUGGGCACAGAUGAUGACUACAGUAACUAUGGCAUCCAGGCCUUCACCGAUCAGCUUAAUCAACUUGGAGGCUGUAUAGCCUUUCACCACACUAUACCCAAAUCAGCUUCCCAGGCACAAAUCCACUCUAUUGUCAAUAGCCUAGAGGGUUCGACUGCUCGUGUGAUAAUAGCAUUUGCCACUGAAGGACAGCUGCUGAAGCUCCUAACCGAGGUUGCUCGUAGGAAUCUGACAAGGUGGCAGUGGGUAGCCAGUGAAGCUUGGGUGACGGCAAAACUUCUCACUGUUCCUGAACUUCAACCUGUCCUGACUGGAACACUGGGAUUUGCCUUCAGGGGUACCACUAUUCCUGGCUUGGCUGAGUUUCUCCUAAGUGUAAGACCUUCACCUAGAACUGAAUCGGUUUUUAUUAACAUGUUUUGGGAGGAACUGUUUGGAUGCAGGCUAGGUUAUGAUAACAACAGUGAGUCUGACUUACCUCUCUGUACUGGCUCAGAGGAUCUAAUGGACACUGAGACUAGCUACACUGAUUUUAUACCGGUGAGGAUUUCCUACAAUGUCUAUAAAGCAGUGUAUGCCAUUGGUCACGCUCUACAUCAGCUCUUACAAUGUCACUCCGAAGACAGAGUCUGUAACACUGCAUCACAGUUUUCUCCAUGGCAGCUUCUUCAGUACCUGAUAAAAGUCAAUUUUAUCAACCAGUUUAAUGAGAAAGUAUAUUUUGACAAAAAUGGAGAGCCUGUGCCCCUUUAUGACAUCAUAAACUGGCAAACGAAUGGCAGAGGUGCCAUUCACUUUCAGAUCGUGGGUAAAUUUGAUGGCUCUGCCCCACAAGUUGAGCAGCUUAAGAUAAAUGAGAGGUCAAUUCGGUGGGCAGGAGGACAUGUUGAGGUCCCUGUUUCUCUGUGCUCCCCUCCUUGCCCUCCUGGCACACGACAGGCCAGUCGACCGGGGCAGCCUAUCUGCUGCUUUGACUGUUUGCCUUGUGCUGAAGGAGAAUUCAGCAACAUCUCAGGUGCUACUGAGUGUAUGAAGUGUCCUCAGUACUACUGGCCAAACAAAGAAAGAGUCGCCUGUGUUGCUGGCAUAGAGGAGUUCCUCUCCUACCAUGAAAUUAUGGGCAUCAUUCUCAUUUCUCUGUCUCUCUUUGGGGUUGCCACGGCAGCUGUUAUCACAGUGAUCUUCUUCCUUUUUCGAAGCACGCCCAUAGUUAAAGCCAACAACUCUGAGAUGAGCUUUCUACUUCUGCUGUCCCUCAAACUCUGCUUUCUUUGCUCGCUGGUGUUUGUGGGCCGGCCUUCACCGUGGACGUGCCGUGCCCGACAAGCUGCGUUCGGGAUCAGCUUUGUUCUCUGCAUAUCGUGCAUACUUGUGAAGACCAUUGUGGUGCUGUUGGCCUUUCGUUCAACAAUGCCUGGGUCCAGUUCUUUAAAGUUAUUUGGUCCUGGACAGCAGAGGGCUUUUAUCUGCUGUUGCACAACAGGUCAGGUUAUCUUGUGUGCGUGCUGGCUGGCACUAGCGCCUCCAUACCCUUAUAAAAACACAUCUUACCAGGGAGGUAAGAUUGUUUUAGAGUGUAAAGACGUGUGGCCUUUAGGAUUUUACCUGGUGCUGGGUUAUAUCGGAUUGCUGUCUUGCAUGUGCUUUGCACUUGCUUUUCUUGGACGGAAACUCCCAGAUACAUUUAAUGAAGCUAAGCUCAUCACAUUUAGUAUGCUCAUUUUUUUUGCCGUGUGGAUCUCCUUUAUACCAGCAUAUAACAGCUCACCGGGGAAAUACACGGUGGCUGUUGAGAUUUUUGCCAUUCUCGCUUCCACUUUCGGACUUCUGUUUUGUAUUUUUGUACCUAAAUGUUACGUCAUUUUGCUAAGGCCUGAUUUAAACACUAAGAAGGGAAUGACUGGAAAAAUGUCAAAGUGACAUUUUAUUGACAUGCGUGACGUUGAUCAUGUUUAGUUACACACAAUUUGUCAUAUUCAUAUAUUCUGUAUUUAUUGAUGAUUGUAUCUAUUGCAUUUAUGCAUUUGGCAGAUGUUUUUAUGUGUGUUCUCUGGGAUCAAACCUACAACCUUUUGCAUUGCUAAUGCAAUGUUUUACCACUGAGCUACAGGAGCAUGUUAUAUUUUUCAAACUGUAAAGUUUAUUUCCUUAUUGUUACAAGUUUGUCUUAACAUCAACAGAAGCAGUGCUCCUAAUUUUGUUGUAAGUAGAGCUAUGCAAUCACAAAAAAGGCUUUUAUUCAUUCAUUCAUUCAUAGUAAAAGGAUUCUGUAAAUUUGCAUUUUUAUUCAUAAAUAAUACCUGAUGACCAUGUUGACAAAUAAAGCCAUUUAAAAAAAAUUUAUUUGACUUUUAUUUUUAAAGAUGAAGGAUCUGCAUAAACACAACAUAAACAAACU
This is a messenger RNA of Misgurnus anguillicaudatus (oriental weatherfish), 4610 nucleotides long. The record is from RefSeq and is a predicted model, not a curated record. NCBI's taxonomy places the organism in Eukaryota, Metazoa, Chordata, Actinopteri, Cypriniformes, Cobitidae.